Molecule: messenger RNA, 429 nt
Organism: Ixodes scapularis (black-legged tick)
Lineage: Eukaryota; Metazoa; Arthropoda; Arachnida; Ixodida; Ixodidae
Product: neprilysin-2-like
Exons: 5
Coding region: 1-429 (142 amino acids)
Biological process (GO): protein processing
Cellular component (GO): plasma membrane
Molecular function (GO): metalloendopeptidase activity
Source: RefSeq, a predicted model, not a curated record
AUGUCGGGCUACUGUGGGAAGAACUGUGAAGGGAAAACGACGGUGACUUGCCGUUGCGUUGUCCUGUCAGUACCGCAAUCACUUCUUCAAGAGGAGAACUCCCGCAAAAAAGUGUGCAACACAGACGUGUGCCAACAUGAAGCAGACCUAAUCUUAUCGGCCAUUAACAACACCGUGGACCCAUGCCAAGAUUUUUACGGGUUUGUCUGCGGCAAAUGGUUGUUGUCCAACCCCAUUCCCGACGACCAACAAAGCAUCAGUUCUGUCCAUAAAAGUGCGGAACGUGUGAACAACGACAUUGGAAGUAUACUCAACACAACAAUUUUCAAGUACGAGAACCAGAACGCCACGGACAAAGCUCUUAUCUUUUACAAGUCUUGUCUGCGAGAAGUUGGACGGACUUCAGACUCUCGGAGAAAACAUUGCUGA